Sus scrofa (pig) is the source of this 684-nucleotide messenger RNA. It is a transcript of the gene PSP-I, whose product is annotated as porcine seminal protein I. Gene Ontology annotation, biological process: single fertilization. NCBI's taxonomy places the organism in Eukaryota, Metazoa, Chordata, Mammalia, Artiodactyla, Suidae. The record is from RefSeq and is marked provisional.
CUGAGAUGAAGCUGGGCAGCGCCAUCCCCUGGGCCUUGCUGCUCAGUACAGCCACACUGAUUUCAACAGGAUGGGGCUUGGACUAUCAUGCCUGUGGUGGCCGCCUCACAGAUGACUAUGGGACAAUCUUCACCUAUAAAGGGCCCAAAACUGAAUGUGUCUGGACUCUCCAGGUGGACCCGAAAUAUAAACUUCUUGUGUCGAUACCCACUCUCAACCUCACCUGUGGGAAGGAGUACGUGGAAAUCCUAGAGGGAGCCCCAGGAUCUAAGAGUUUGGGGAAAUUUUGUGAAGGUUUAAGUAUCCUCAAUCGCGGUUCUUCAGGCAUGACGGUCAAGUACAAGAGAGAUUCUGGCCACCCAGCCUCUCCCUAUGAGAUCAUUUUCCUUCGUGACUCACAAGGUUAGUGACCUUUGCCUCCUGCCUAAACGUGGACCAGCAUUGCUGAUGAGCGUGAUCUUCCACCAAGACCCCUCCAGAAUCCGUGACCACGAGGAGCGCCAUCUCCUGGCCACCUACCUAAUCGCAGCUGCUCGUCUGGUCCCUCCCACUCCAGAUUUCCCAGCCUUUCCUGUCUUCCCUGCUAGGGAACAUUUCUUCUUCUGAGCUUUAAAUACGUGCCAAUCUUAUGCUCGGAUCAUUUACUUAUUGCUGUCAUCUUUUGGAAUAAAGUCUCUUUAGCUG